Molecule: messenger RNA, 939 nt
Organism: Serpula lacrymans var. lacrymans S7.9
Lineage: Eukaryota; Fungi; Basidiomycota; Agaricomycetes; Boletales; Serpulaceae
Exons: 9
Coding region: 1-939 (312 amino acids)
Source: RefSeq, a predicted model, not a curated record
AUGGGUAUUUAUAGUCUGUGGAUAGAUGACUAUGACCAGGUUGCACCUGAGUCACACCACUUAUCUAACAUAUUAAAAGCUUUACCUCUGCUGCAGCACUUCAGCAAUAACUUCAGGACUCAGCAGUGUCUUGGCUGGGCUAUCGCCGUUUUUGCCACAUGGGCCCUUUUGUCAUCCGACCCGUUCCACUCAUCUGGCACCACUUCCAACAAUGACAAAGCAACUCUAUUCAUUGUCAAGCACAGUGAGCUCGACAUGAAGCUCAAUUUUAGGUUUAUUCUUGAGGUUUUGGAGCUCAACACAAUGCGGCAAAGCAUCACAUAUGCAGUUAUUUGGCAAAAUGCAUACAGGCCAGUUUCAACAUUACGCUUCCACAGUAUCAUCCAUACCCCCCUACUGACCUUCAGCUUCUCCAUCGUUGCCUCAAACCAUCAUGUCUACCAGGAAGACCAGCAAGAUCCUCAAAUCAACAUCAUCCCGUGUCAGGAUGACACUAUUCUGAGGUGGUAUGGCCAGUACUUCAGUAGCUUGACUGGGUUUCAAAACAAUGUCCUUGGAGCAAAAGAACGACUUGGAAAAGUGUACCUUGAAACAGGGAUCAAUCCCCAAGACACAACAAUGCUCUUUGAUGAUGCAGAAUUUAUCUCUUGUGGAGGUGAAGAGGACAACAUUGACUCUGAUGGAACCCAAAUCUUUGGGAAAUUCUUUCGAACUUUUGACCGUGACCUAUUCCCGCCCUUGUGGUUGCCUACCUUCAGUGGAAGCAUGGCACCAACCACAGUGUAUCUAAUGAUAGUCCUUGUCAUACUUUUCAAGUGGGAGCAGUAUACUUCACAGAGUAUGUUCCUUGUCGCUCGGUAUUUCAGAUGGCUGAUGAACCUGCAAAUGUUGCCCUUGUUCAUGAGGGGCUACUGGGGUGCUCUCCUCUUGAGCCUAUAG